Messenger RNA from Penicilliopsis zonata CBS 506.65, 366 nucleotides. RefSeq lists its product as hypothetical. The transcript has 2 exons. The coding region runs from base 97 to 285 and encodes 62 amino acids. NCBI's taxonomy places the organism in Eukaryota, Fungi, Ascomycota, Eurotiomycetes, Eurotiales, Aspergillaceae. The record is from RefSeq and is a predicted model, not a curated record.
GGUAUAGCACGCUUUCGUUGGUCUUUCCAGAAAUAUAAUCCACAGCCCUGGCUCGUUGGUUAACCUCUUGAGAGGACUAAAACGCUAUCUUGUUCAAUGAUGUCUGAAGAGCAUGCAGGGCUUCUGUGUUCCAAGGUAAGUUCCCUAGUAUAUCUCUGGGUGUGGAUGUCCAAGCCUAUUUCUGCAUACCAUCUGUGCUUGUUUCUGAAGUGGUUGCGAGGACACUGUGGGAGAAAGAACUGGACCCUUGGCCCAGGGCUUUUGUCCAUCAGUAUUCUUCAGUGAAGCGUAUUUUCAAGCGAGAUCUCUCCAACAAAUCAAUUCAUCAGUAAGAAUGAGAAGUAUCUGCUGACUCUGCCUCUUGGU